Lotus japonicus is the source of this 1543-nucleotide messenger RNA. Its product is annotated as UDP-xylose transporter 1-like. The transcript is spliced from 8 exons. The record is from RefSeq and is a predicted model, not a curated record. Gene Ontology annotation, molecular function: UDP-xylose transmembrane transporter activity; antiporter activity. NCBI's taxonomy places the organism in Eukaryota, Viridiplantae, Streptophyta, Magnoliopsida, Fabales, Fabaceae. The coding region runs from base 330 to 1364 and encodes 344 amino acids. Gene Ontology annotation, cellular component: Golgi apparatus.
CUAAAAAAUCAACCAAACCAAACCCAAACUCAUUGAACUACUUCUCAUCAAAAAUAAAAAGGCUGCAGCAAAAGAACCAUUCCCAAAUAAGCUAGCCUAGCCACCACUCUCCUCUCUCUCUCUCUCUCUCUCUCUCUCUUUCUUUCUCUCUUCCUCUUUCUCUUGUUUCUUGCCUAGAAAUUUUCUUGUUUCUUGCCUAGAAUUUGGUAGUGUGCUAGCCUUGUGUUUUACCUGUUAACUCUUGCUGAGAACUUGGGGUGUGAUCUUUUGGACUUUUAGGAGCUUUUACACUUGGAUAACCAUUUCUCUAGUCUUCAAAUUAAGCAAAGAUGGGAGAGAUGUCAAAAUUCCAAUUGGGUGUGAUUGGUGCACUAUUUCUCUCUGUGGCUUCCUCUGUCUCCAUUGUGAUCUGCAACAAAGCCUUGAUGAGCAAUCUUGGCUUCCCAUUUGCCACAACCCUUACAAGUUGGCAUUUGAUGGUUACAUUUUGCACCCUUCAUGCGGCUCAACGCUUAAAUCUGUUUGAGGCCAAGCCUGUUGAUAUGAAGACAGUCAUGCUUUUUGGCAUUCUAAAUGGUGUCUCCAUUGGAUUUCUCAACUUGAGCCUUGGCUUCAAUUCCAUUGGAUUCUACCAGAUGACAAAACUUGCAAUCAUACCAUUUACAGUAAUUCUAGAAACUAUUUUCCUCAAGAAGCAGUUCAGCCAGAAAAUCAAGUUCUCUCUCUUCCUAUUACUUAUUGGAGUUGGCAUUGCCUCCAUCACAGACCUUCAGCUAAAUUUUCUUGGAACCAUUCUUUCCCUUCUAGCUAUCAUCACCACAUGUGUUGGUCAAAUUCUUACCAACACAAUACAGAAGAAGCUCAAUGUCUCUUCCACACAGCUCCUCUACCAGUCUGCUCCAUUCCAAGCAGCAAUUCUUUUUGUUUCAGGCCCUUUUGUGGAUAAGAUGCUCACCAAGCAAAAUGUCUUUGCAUACAAGUAUACUCCUUUAGUCUUGACAUUCAUCAUCCUGUCAUGUGUGAUAGCUGUUUCUGUGAACUUCAGCACCUUCCUAGUUAUAGGCAAAACAUCUCCUGUAACAUAUCAAGUGUUAGGCCACCUCAAGACUUGCCUUGUUCUAGCAUUUGGAUACACAUUGCUCCAUGACCCCUUUAACGUGAGGAACAUUAUUGGAAUAGCGGUUGCCGUUUUCGGAAUGGGGUUGUAUUCUUAUUUCUGCACCCAGGAGAACAAAAAGAAACAAUCAGUGGAUCCCCCAUUGGCAUCCCAGGUUAAAGACCCACUUUUGGGUGGGAAAAACAUGGAUAAUGGACAAAAGGAGAGUCACGAGCCUAAGAAAUCAAGCAAGGACUCUCUUGUUUAAAUAAACAAGACCUGUCUUUGUUAAGAUCUCUGAUAUUCCAGAGUUGUUUCAAUCUUUAGAGUAAAUCAAAUUUUGUUUUGAGAUGAAGUAUGAUGCAUUGUCAUUGUCAGUGUAAAAAAAAAGUUUAAUAAGGUUGUCAUUCAAUAUUAAAUUGUCACAUUAUUUGAUGAGUUUGAUCA